This is a messenger RNA of Poeciliopsis prolifica (blackstripe livebearer), 1404 nucleotides long. It is a transcript of the gene nkx3.3, whose product is annotated as NK3 homeobox 3. Bases 215 to 973 code for a protein of 252 amino acids. The transcript is spliced from 2 exons. Gene Ontology annotation, molecular function: RNA polymerase II cis-regulatory region sequence-specific DNA binding; DNA-binding transcription factor activity, RNA polymerase II-specific. Gene Ontology annotation, cellular component: nucleus. Gene Ontology annotation, biological process: cell differentiation; regulation of transcription by RNA polymerase II. The record is from RefSeq and is a predicted model, not a curated record. NCBI's taxonomy places the organism in Eukaryota, Metazoa, Chordata, Actinopteri, Cyprinodontiformes, Poeciliidae.
ACUCUUGGCAGUUUCUUGCACAGACUCCUCAUUAAGGGACUGGACUGUUUUUUUUUUUUGUUUGUUUGUUUGUUUGUUUUUUGACGGCAAAUAAAUGAAAGCAAUAGAAAGACGUCUGAUCGAGAAGCUGACUUUGGAGCUGCUUAUGACUUGAUGCCUCCAUGAACUGCAGCGCAGAGUUCGGACACGGUUUCCUUUGGUCUUCCAGUGCAUCAUGACAUCGAAGUUUUCAACCUUCUUGAUCAAAGACAUUCUCACCGGCCUGGAGGCUCCCUGCGGGAAUCCCGGCAACACAGCCGCAGAGGAGCUUUGCGCACUUGCGCGCAAUUUACGCGCGGGCCUUGAUAACGCCAUUCAGAAAAGACUUUCUCCUGGCAAGCGCGUGUCUGACAGCCACCGGUCCGGCACCGGCAAGAAAGAAGGAGGGGCUGCGACUCAAUUCAGAGAAGGCACCGCAGAGCGUGCAGGCAUGCAAUAUGUGGAAAGGAACCGGGUGGAAGCAGGAAUGGAGGAGUUGCACCACCACCACCACGGCGGGGAGACAUCCAGCUGUUCCCCCGAGGAGCGCCGCUGCACCGCUGCGAAGAAGCGCUCCAGAGCGGCUUUCUCCCACGAGCAGGUCCACGAGCUGGAGCGCCGUUUCAGCGCCCAGAGGUACCUCUCUGGCCCCGAGCGGGCAGACCUGGCGUGCGCCUUGAAGCUCACAGAGACGCAGGUGAAAAUCUGGUUCCAGAACCGGAGGUACAAAACGAAACGGCGCCAGCUGGCCACGGACCUGGCGGCGCUCAGCUCUCCAAAGACCGUGGCGGUUAAAGUGCUGGUGAGAAACGAGCAAAAGCAGUGGAUUCCGGGCAGUGGAGCCCACCUUCCCACGACUGUGCCACUGUACCACGGCUAUCAGUACCAUCAGCACUACCUACACCAAUGCUACCAGCCCUACAGCACUGACAGGUUAUAUGGAGGAACCUUCUAAUGUUUGUAUGUCUUGCAAAGUUCACAUGUGAAUCUUUGUAGAAAAUCAUUUUUUACGCUCUUCUGCAAAAAGCAAUUACUUAAUAAUAAUAAUAAUAAUAAUAAUAAUAAUAAUAAUAAUAAUAAUAAUAAUAAUAAUAAUAAUAAUAAUAAUAAAAACAUUGAAAGUGAACAUUUGUUGGAUGCUUUUUUCAAAGUUAGACACUUUCUUUAGGUUCUCCAAGAUUUAAUUUUGAAGUCAUUUGAGUUGCACGCAGCUCAUACGGGUGUCAGAAAAGGAAAGUAAUUAUGUAUUUUUAUUUUUGCUGUAGGAGUAACUCUCCAAAUUUUGGGAGAGCAGAAAAAACGUCACCCCCUUUUAUUGAAUCAAAUCCUUGCUGAAUUGAUUACAAAAAUCUUUUGUUCCACCAUGAAUAAAUAUUCUGCUUCUCA